GAUACGAACGAUGCUUGCAAACCCCAAAGAAUCUUCAAACCGGGAAUCUUAACGCUACAUUCCCACCCAAACGCGAACAACAACGCGCGUCGAUUCUUACACUCUCUUGUGAACAUUUGCAUUGUCGCAGUCAAGGCAAAGCGUAAAACCCUAAAUUCUCUCACACUUUCGUCGGAAUCUGAUUUCGUUUUUCCGCUAUAAGAUGACGGCCAAGGACGACGGCUCCGACAAGGAGAAGUACGUUGAUCUAUUUUUAAAGAUUGGCUUAGACGAACGCACCGCUCGUAACACCGUCGCCAACAACAAAGUCACCUCCAAUCUUACUUCCGUCAUUAACGAGGCUGGCGUUACCGAUGGCUGUAGCCGAACAAUAGGAAUUCUUCUUUACACGGUUGCAACGAAGUACCCUGGGAAUGCCUUGCCUCAUCGCCCAACGUUGCUACAAUACAUUGUUUCGUCAAAGGUGAAAACAAUGUCACAGUUAGAUGCAGCAUUUUAUUUUCUUGGUAGCACGGGUUUGGAGAAGCUUGAUUUGAACAAGUUUGAAGAAGCUUGUGGUGUUGGUAUUGAGGUUACAAUGGAAGAUAUUGAACGAACUGUUAAUGAAGUUAUUGAGGGGAACAUGGCUACAAUUUUAGAGCUACGCUAUCGAAUGAAUGUGGGUGAAUUGCUUGGGCAAGUGCGGAAGAGGAUGCCAUGGGCUGAUGCAAAAAUCGCCAAGCAUCUUGUUGAUGUGAAAUUAUAUGAACUGCUUGGUGAUCGGACGGAAGCCGAUGAUGAAAAGCCUUCCAGAAAGAAGAAGGAGAAACCUGCUAAAGAAAAGGCAGCACCUGUUGCUACGCCUGGAAAGGCACCUGAAGAAGAUCUUAAUCCAUAUUUGAUAUUCCCUAAUCCAGAGGAAAAUUUAAAGGUACAUACUGAAGUACCUUUUAGUGAUGGUAGUAUUCUGAGAUGUUGCAAUUCAAAGGUGCUUCUUGACAAACACUUGAAAGCAACAGGUGGAAAAGUUUUGACCCGCUUUCCACCCGAACCAAAUGGAUAUUUGCAUAUUGGUCAUGCAAAAGCAAUGUUUAUUGAUUUUGGAUUGGCAAAAGACAGGGAUGGAGGCUGCUAUCUGAGGUAUGAUGAUACAAAUCCUGAAGCAGAGAAGAAAGAGUAUAUUGAUCACAUUGAAGAAAUCGUCCAGUGGAUGGGUUGGAAACCGUUCAAGAUUACAUAUACAAGUGACUACUUUCAAGAAUUGUAUGAAUUAGCAGUGGAGCUCAUAAAAAGGGGUCAUGCAUAUGUUGAUCAUCAGACACCUGAUGAAAUAAAGGAGUAUAGGGAGAAGAAAAUGAACAGUCCUUGGAGAGACAGACCAAUUUCAGAGUCAUUGAAACUGUUUGAGGAUAUGAAACGUGGUCUUAUAGAAGAAGGAAAAGCCACACUUAGAAUGAAGCAAGACAUGCAGAGUGAUAACUACAAUAUGUAUGACCUUAUUGCAUAUCGAAUUAAGUUUACUCCACACCCUCAUGCUGGAGACAAAUGGUGUAUCUAUCCAAGUUAUGAUUAUGCUCACUGCAUUGUGGACUCUCUUGAGAAUAUCACUCAUUCACUGUGUACACUUGAAUUUGAGACGCGUCGUGCAUCGUAUUAUUGGUUGUUGCAUGUGUUGGGCAUUUACCAACCUUAUGUUUGGGAAUAUUCGAGGUUGAAUGUCUCUAACACAGUUAUGUCAAAGCGUAAGCUAAAUCGUCUAGUUACAGAGAAGUGGGUUGAUGGGUGGGAUGAUCCUCGUUUGAUGACACUAGCUGGUUUGCGGCGUAGAGGCAUGACUCCAACUGCUAUCAAUGCUUUUGUCCGAGGAAUUGGAAUCACUAGAAGUGAUGGCACUUUAAUUUCUGUGGAACGCCUUGAAUAUCAUGUUAGGGAAGAGUUGAACAGAACAGCACCUCGUGCAAUGGUUGUCCUAAAUCCCCUCAAGGUUGUUAUUACUAAUCUUGAAGCCAACUCAGCAAUUGAGGUUGAUGCAAAGAAAUGGCCUGAUGCUCAAGCUGAUGAAGCAUCUGCAUUCUACAAGAUUCCAUUUUCCAAUGUUGUAUACAUUGAACGUUCAGAUUUUCGAAUGCAAGAUUCGAAAGAUUAUUAUGGUCUUGCUCCUGGAAAAUCUGUGAUACUCAGAUAUGCAUUUCCUAUAAAGUGCACUGAAGUUAUUCUGGCUGAUGAUAAUGAGACUGUUCUUGAAAUUCGGGCUGAGUAUGAUCCUUCAAAGAAGACAAAACCUAAGGGUGUUCUCCAUUGGGUUUCUGAACCAUCUCCUGGAGUUGAUCCAUUACAGGUCGAAGUCAGGUUGUUUGAGAGGCUAUUCCUAUCAGAGAAUCCUGCUGAACUUGAUAACUGGCUUGGCGAUUUAAACCCCAAUUCCAAAGUGAUAAUUCCGAAUGCAUAUGGUGUAUCCUCACUCCAGGAUGCGAAAGUUGGGAACAAUUUCCAAUUUGAAAGAUUAGGUUAUUUUGUGGUCGAUCAGGACUCUACUGCAGAAAAACUUGUUUUUAAUAGGACUGUCACAUUAAAGGACAGCUACGGUAAGGGUGGAAAGUAGGGUUCAUAAAUGUCAGAUUAUAAUUAAAAUCAAGGUGGCACUGGCAGUUCGGCUGGGGUAAUACUUCUUCCAAUAGUUACUUAUAAUCCAUAGAAUCAUAUUUUUGGGGGUAUGUACAAACGCAGUUACUGGUCACUUAUCGUUGGUACAUUUAUGGGCCUAAUCAAUUGUUCCUCAGUUCUUUAAUUACUUUUGGUUGGUUUUGUAGUUUGAAGAUUAUAUUUGUUUACUCUUGGUAAAGUAGUGUCAACAUCUCUUUUAUUAUCCUACCACGUUACACCAUUUGGAUCCCAAGAGUGUACAGAUUCUACAGAAUGUGUUAACGAAUCAUUUCCCUUUCGUAAACAUGCAUUUAACUGAAAAUCAAGCCUAGUUUUUGUUCUGUUUUCAUGUUUGUGAUUACAGUGAUAUGUAUUCACUUCAAAUGUUAGAUUCAGGAUUAUUGUCUGUAUAAUUGAAUAUUGAUAUACAAUAUAUGUAUUAUCAUGAACAGGUUGAGUCGUAUACAUCCAUAGUUGUCAGCUCCCAUGUAUUCUCGUUUUCAUAAAUAUAAUAAUAGAUAAGAUAGAAAUCUAAAAUUAGAUGGAUUCUUAACUAUGGUGGAGAUUGGAUGUCUAAAUCUAUUUUUUUAAGUGAAAAUAGAUUCGAUUAAGUGAAUUUUGUUUAAAAUUAUUAUUAUUACAAAAAUAAGACUGGAUCUUUGGUUUUUCCAGCAACUGGAGAGUAUUCAUAUUCCAUUUCCAUUCAUGAUCUAAAAUACUAUUCCUUGUUUCCUUUCAAAUCAAAUAUAUAGUGCGGAUAAGGUCCCGCAAUAAAUAGAUUAGUGCCCUCUGCGGAAUGAUUAAUGAAUCCUCCAAUGUCAUGUAAAAAGUUUAUGAUUAUCGUGGAUCACAUGUUCGUAAGGAUAGGGAGACAUUAUUUUUAUUGUCAGAGGUGCUGUAAAAAUUUAUCAUGAGGAUUCUUUUGUCGAUUUUCAGAUUCUCUGUAGUCAACUUAUAUGUAAUCACUCCUUUAGAUCAUGAUCUAAGGGUUUAACUUUUUUAUUCUCAUUAAUUUUAUUAAAUUUUAACAAUAAAAUAAAGGGUUGAAAUUUAUGAC
Molecule: messenger RNA, 3679 nt
Organism: Abrus precatorius (Indian licorice)
Lineage: Eukaryota; Viridiplantae; Streptophyta; Magnoliopsida; Fabales; Fabaceae
Product: glutamine--tRNA ligase
Exons: 23
Coding region: 203-2581 (792 amino acids)
Biological process (GO): translation; glutaminyl-tRNA aminoacylation
Cellular component (GO): cytosol; cytoplasm
Molecular function (GO): glutamine-tRNA ligase activity; ATP binding
Source: RefSeq, a predicted model, not a curated record